ACUUGAAAAGAGGUAUAAGGUUCCUUCCAUGUUUGCUUGCUAGUUGGGCCAGCCAGUGGUAGAUCAGAUCAGAUCAGAUUAAUGCUCCAUAGCGGAGUUAUGGUGAAAGCAGAAGCACCUGAACUUUGAGUUUGAGAUCCCUAAGAUACGGUUACGAUUGCACUCAGCCAUGUACAGCGGCUCCAGCGACGGCGAAACACAUGAGAGGAAAAUCCCUCCGGCAUCCUCCAUGCUGUGGGUUCGUAAUCUACGCCGUUUCAUCGGAUCCGGUGCCGGUCUCGGAUCUGAAGCCUUGAUGGAGCUUGAAACAAAAAGAAUUUUGCUUGACAUUUUUAAAGAAAAGCAGAAGAAAAGCGCUGAAGCUGGUACAAUUCCAAGUUUCUACAAGAAGAAACCUGAGGAUGGAUCAAUCAGUCAUAGAGUCCAGAGAUUGGCAAAGUAUCGGUUUCUAAAGAAACAAUCAGAUCUUUUGCUGAAUGCUGAUGAUUUGGAUUCAAUGUGGGUAUGCUUACGAGAAAACUGUGUGAUUGAUGAUGCUACUGGUGCAGAAAAGAUGAAUUAUGAAGACUUUUGCCACAUUGCCUCUGUGUGUACUGAACAAAUAGGUCCCAAAUGCCGACGCUUUUUUAGUCCUUCAAACUUCAUGAAGUUUGAGAAAGAUGAGCAGGGAAGAAUUGCCAUUUUACCCUUUUACCUUUAUGUGAUGCGUACGGUUUCACUUACACAGGCAAGAAUUGAUAUGAGUGAGCUUGAUGAGGAUUCUGACGGUUUCCUUCAGCCACAUGAAAUGGAGGCCUAUAUACGAGGUCUUAUACCCAACUUGGCACAAUUACGUGAUAUGCCAGCAGCCUUUGUUCAAAUGUAUUGUCGUAUUGCUGCGCACAAAUUCUUCUUCUUUUGUGAUCCUAAUAGACGAGGAAAAGCCUGUAUCAAGAAAGUGUUGCUUAGUAAUUGUCUCCAGGAACUAAUGGAGCUUCACCAGGAAAGUGAAGAAGAAGUCACAGACACUGAACAAGCUGAAAACUGGUUCUCGUUGACUUCUGCUCAACGUAUAUGUGACAUGUUUCUUGCUCUUGAUAAAGAUGCAAAUGGGACAUUGAGCAAGCAGGAGCUUCGAGAAUAUGCAGAUGGGACUCUGACUGAGAUUUUUAUUGAGAGAGUGUACGAUGAACAUGUUCGCCGUGGAAAGAGUGGUGGUGGGAAUGCCCGGGAGAUGGAUUUUGAGAGUUUCUUGGACUUUGUUCUGGCUUUAGAGAACAAGGACACCCCAGAAGGCUUGACAUACUUGUUUCGGUGUCUUGAUCUUCAAGGGAGGGGUUACCUUACUACAGCUGAUAUUCACUCCCUUUUCAGAGAUGUACACCACAAAUGGAUUGAUGGUGGCAACUAUGAACUUUGUAUCGAAGAUGUAAGGGAUGAAAUCUGGGAUAUGGUUAAGCCAGCGGAUCCCCUCAAGAUAACAUUGGGUGAUCUACUGGCCUGCAAACAGGGCGGAACUGUAGCCAGCAUGCUCAUAGAUGUGCGUGGUUUCUGGGCUCAUGACAACAGAGAAAAUCUUCUCCAGGAAGAAGAAGAACCAGAGGAAGAAUAACUCUGGUCAGGGGCAUGCUAACAGAAAAUUGCUGCCUUAAAUACAUUUCAACUUGGAAUUCUGACAAGAUGUAACCGCUCAUGUGUUUGUGUCAUUAGAUGUGGAACUAGUUGUGUUUAUCUGCAUGUUAGCUGUGUAAACCUAAUAAGUUAAUGUAUCUAGCCAUUGUUCCGUUGUUCUAACAUAAACUUUAAUUUUACCAAGUUAUUAUUGGAUAUAAAGUAGUAAUAUUGUUU
Molecule: messenger RNA, 1827 nt
Organism: Gastrolobium bilobum
Lineage: Eukaryota; Viridiplantae; Streptophyta; Magnoliopsida; Fabales; Fabaceae
Product: probable serine/threonine-protein phosphatase 2A regulatory subunit B'' subunit TON2
Exons: 12
Coding region: 170-1591 (473 amino acids)
Biological process (GO): microtubule cytoskeleton organization; regulation of dephosphorylation; cortical cytoskeleton organization
Cellular component (GO): centrosome; spindle
Molecular function (GO): calcium ion binding
Source: RefSeq, a predicted model, not a curated record